This is a messenger RNA of Anopheles maculipalpis, 772 nucleotides long. It is a transcript of the gene I-2, whose product is annotated as protein phosphatase inhibitor 2. NCBI's taxonomy places the organism in Eukaryota, Metazoa, Arthropoda, Insecta, Diptera, Culicidae. The record is from RefSeq and is a predicted model, not a curated record. Bases 41 to 772 code for a protein of 243 amino acids. Gene Ontology annotation, biological process: regulation of signal transduction. Gene Ontology annotation, molecular function: protein phosphatase inhibitor activity. The transcript is spliced from 3 exons.
UAGCGUCGUCAAAAUUAGCGGAGAAACAAGAGUACGCAAAAUGUCCUUCAGUUCGGACUCGCCGGAUGCGAAAAAGCCCUGCAAGGGUAUUCUCAAAUCUUCGAGCAGCUUCGACAAACAUUCGGCAGCAUCCUCGGUACACAGGAAAAGUGCAAAAUUUGAUGAGCUAAACGUACUACAGACGUACCACCCGCCGGACAAAGACUAUGGACAUAUGAAGGUGGAUGAACCGAAAACACCCUUCAACUACGUAGAAGCAGCCGACGUCGAUCAACUGGACGCGGAAGUGCUCGCGGAAAGAUUACGCGUCGCAGCAGACGCUCGAAGUGAUGCCGUAUCCGAGGAAGAGCUAGACGAUGACGACGACGAGGAGGAGGAGGAAGAGCUAACGGAGGAGCAGAAGAAGCGCAAGCUAGAAUUCGAACGACGCCGCAAAGCACACUAUAACGAGUUCGAGGCCGUCAAGCUGGCCCGCAAACUAAUCGAAGAGGAUGACGAGGAGGACGAAGAGGAUGGGGCGACCGGCGAUGACAAUGGUGCAGCGAACAAAGUGGACGAUGAAGCACCAAGCACGAACGUCACGCCCGCUAACGCUGCUACCACCACCGGUACGAGUGUACCACUGCCGGCUGCCAGUAAGGAGGAAACGCGAAUGGAAAUUGAGGAGGAGGAGGACACCGAUCGGAGCGCUAGUGUGCGCACGAACAAGGUUGUUGGUACGGCCGAUAGUCCGGCGGCACGAUUAAAACCAGGUAUGGAGGAAAUUGUUUAG